AUGGGCAUCGCCGAGUCCACGCCGGACGAGCUGCCGUCGGACGCCGAGGAGCAGCUGCGCAGCGGCGAGCAGCAGCUGGAGCUGAGCGGGCGGCGGCUGCAGCGGCUGCCCAGCGCCGUGUGCGCGCUGAGCCGCCUGCAGAAGCUGUACGUGAGCGGCACGGGGCUGCGCGAGCUGCCGGAGGAGAUCGAGGAGCUGCGCGAGCUGCGCAUCCUGGCGCUGGACUUCAACAAGCUCGAGCGGCUGCCCGACGGCCUGUGCCGCCUGCCGCGCCUCACGCGCCUCUACCUGGGCAGCAACCGGCUGCUGGCACUGCCCGCCGACUUCGCGCAGCUGCAGAGCCUGCGCUGCCUCUGGAUCGAGGGCAACUUCCUGCGGCGCUUCCCGCGGCCGCUGCUGCGCCUGGUGGCGCUGCAGUCGCUGCAGAUGGGCGAUAACCGGCUGCGCGCGCUGCCCGCCGAGCUGCCGCGCAUGACGGGCCUGCGUGGCCUCUGGCUCUACGGCAACCGCUUCGAGGAGUUCCCGCCCGCGCUGCUGCGCAUGGGCCGCCUGCACAUCCUCGACCUCGACCGCAACCGCCUGGGCGGCUUCCCGGACCUGCACCCGCUCCGCGCGCUGCGCGUCUUCUCCUACGACCACAAUCCGGUCACCGGGCCCCCGCGCGUCGCCGACACCGUCUUCCUCGUGGGCGAGGGCGCCGUCGAACGCAUGGCCGAACGCGACGAGCCCACGCCCCGGCCGCAGCCGCGGCGCCCAGCGCGGGCUUUCGAGGACGAGGAGGAGGAGGACUUGCUCAUAGGGGGCGGCAGUGCAGGGGCCCUAGAGCGUGCAGGGAGCAGCCCCCGCGCCCUGGAAGCCGCUCCGGGACUGGGCACCUGAGCCUGUGCUUCUUCGGUAGUGGCUCGGGGAAGCUGUGGCUGCCCAGGUCUGUGGGACCGCUUUGGGUGAGCUGCCGGGCGCAGGCAGGCCUGGGUGCCAUCUUCAGACGUUCCUGGGGAGUAAGAAGACCGUAUGCUGGUUGAUUGCCGGGCAGUUGCCAGACUAAGAAGUCCCCGCUCCGUCCAAUCCCUGAUCGAUUCACUAACAGCACAACCGAGGUGCCAGCUCCUUCCUGGAGCCAGCGUCACCGCUGUCCACGGACUCCUCUCCUCUUGCUGAGUCUGGGUGCCCAGGGCGCCACCACUCUCCCUUCUCCUGGGGUUUGGCUCUCCUGGGACCACCCUUUCUGGUGCAGGAGCCGCUACCUCUGGGGUGGGCUGUGUGCCUGUGUGAGGCAGAACUCCAGGCAUGGGCUUGAUUGGGGCUGGUGCCCAGGACGGAGCGGGGGGAACCUGGGGUUGGGGCCCUAACAGGCUGCUGUCUUGCUCCUCUACCGGGGUUCAUCGCACAUCCCUCCCUCCCCAGGACCCCUAGCCUUUGGGGGAGGGGGGACAUAGAAGGCAGGCCCCCCCUUUUUUUCAGUUCUCUUCUCCCAGCUCGUGCCUGGAAUCUGGCUGGGAAGAAGCUCUCCCUCCUUCCCCACAGCCUGAACCUUCCAGCUGUCAAAUUUGAAAAGAAGCCACUGUGCCUCCAGGGCCUCCUGCACCGAGGAGAGAGGCUCUCUGCUCUGGGAGGCUGCUCCAGCGCCUCUCCCACUGCCUGCACUCUCCAUUCCCUUAAAUGGGCACAGCCAGGGCGGCUGGCACGGCGAGGGCAUGGGACGGGCACUGUGUGCCUCCACUCUGUCACCAGGGACAGCUCAAGGGGGUGAGGAGUGGGGGCCUCGCUCUGCCAUUCCCAGGAACAGAGCUUUCCCAUCCAAGCAAUAAAGGGAGGAGGAGGGCCAGGGCUGGGGACACUCAGGGACACCGUUGGGGGCAGGGGCCCCACAUCCUAGUGUUUUUCUUCAGGAAGAAAAAAACUGGCCGUAAACAUAAAUUAUGUUUCUUGGAGCAAGAAUGUGUGUUUCCCACAUGCCUAUUUAUUUAUAAGCCCUGGGGCACUGGGUCCUGUCGCUGCAGGGACCCUGAGCUCACACAGGCACUACCACCCAUCUGUGUACCCCAGCUCUGAGUCAGACUGACCCUGGCCCACUGCUGAGUCCUGUCUACCUGGAGGGAGAAGCGCUUGUCACUAGAAAUGGCUUUGGUUACCCCAGGCUAUUUUUCUGUCUUGCCAUAUCUCACUCCCUGCCUCCCAGCUCCCCAACUUCCUUGUUCCAGCUGUCUUCUCCAGCUUCACUCUCAGGGUCCCUGAUUCCCCGACUCCCUAUGCUUUUGAAUCUCCCUCAAGCUGGGCUGACAUUUCUCUGUCCUUUUACUGGUGCUGGCCCCCACCUCCCCUUCUUUGGCUCUCCCCCUCCCUUCCUCUAUCUCUCACUCCCUAUUCCUUUCUUUGUCUCUCCCUCUUAGUCUCUUUUUGCCCCAUCUUGGCAUUACUUUCCUCAUUGCUAAAGAGGGAAAAUUAAUGAUUUCAAGAAAGAAAAUGGUAAAACCUCAAGCCUAGAGACCCAAGGAGAUGCUGCCAGGCCUCCAUCACCAUGGCAAUGGUGGCUGAUGUCAUAUGGGGCCAAGAGGUCAGGCCCUACCCAGCAGCUCGGCUGGCGCUGGGUUGGAUCCUGGUGAAGGAGGAGGCUGGGGGUGGAUGUAGAGCAGUCAACACAGGAAGGAAGGUUGUGGGAACUGGAAUGAAAGGAGCAGGGCCAGAAACAUCCAGGAGGGGAGGCAACUUGCUCACAUACACGGGUCCCAGGACUCCUGCCCCAGUGCUCGUCCCACCCCAUGGAACGGCCACUCUGUCCUUGGCUGGCCAUCAAGUCUGUGUGUGGAGUGGGCAAGCAUUAUAGCCUCUUCUUACCCUCCUGGAGCCCCCAGACAGCCAGAUCUCCUGGCCAACAGAACAGCAGAGACCCAGGAGGGAGGCUCCUUUCCCACCUUUGUUGCUGCCAUCACCCACCUCUCCGUCCACCCUCAGGGGCUCUGGAAAACAGAACAGGGUGCUCGGAGCUGUGGGCCCUGCCCAGAAGCACCUCCCUGCCUCUGAUUCUACCACACGGCUUCUCCGGCCGUCUGCCCCACAGCAUCCCCGAGACACCCGGGCACUCUUGUUCUGAGUAUGAACAUUUAUUAGUACAUCCUGGCGUGCCACACAGAACAUGUAUUCAGACAGGGAUCCCUGCCCAAGUGGAGGGGCUCACAAUCUAAACGAGACACAACACACACACACACACAGGACACAGACACGGGGACAUCGCCACGAGAAAUGGAUGGUCAGGGGAGCCACGGGCCGGGACGUACAGUAUGUUCAAGUGCUGUCCUUCUGGAUGUCUUUGUGAGGGAGGGGGACAAGAGCAGGACACGGCCCAGGACGGCUUCCAGAAUACAGUGGUAUCCAGGAGGAACUUGUGGGAGAAAGAAACACUAGUGGUCCCAGGCACAGGAGGGAUGGAAGAAAAUCUCCGAAGAGGAGGGAAUGAAGACAGACCCAAAGAAGCGAAGGCAGGGAAAGUGGCAAAAAGCAAAGGAAGAGGCCCUGAGCCGGUGACAAGGUUGCUGCCACCCUGCUGGGGCUGAGCUGUCCCUGCUUUCACGUCCAGUGUCUUGGAGCUGUUUUCACAGAGAAAGCUCUGGCAAGGCCAGCUCCUGAGGCUACUUACCUGACCCUGGGGCUCCCUUCAACCUCUGGGCAGAAGUCAGAGCCAGAAGAAACAGCUACCUUCUAAUGGGACAUUUAAACCAAGUGGUGAGAAAUGGUUGGGGCAGAAAAGGAAAGCAGGUGGCUUUGAUUGGGGGUAGAGCCACUGGCCCCAGAUGCUGGGGAGCAGGAGGCAUGCUGGCCCCUUUGGCUCCAGAGUGGGGAGGCCAGUGAGUAUGGACACACAACAGGGGAGGCUCAUUCCUUUUGUGCCUGUGUCUGAAACAGAUGUAGCACCUGCCUUCUGAAGUACCCUGAGAGCUGCCAGGCCUUGGCUGUGUGUGAGGAGGGCAAGCGGGGGCUGGGAUGGUUACUGCUCUUUUGUGGACCAAGGGAACUGAGACCUGGAGGAGGAAGGGAAUAGCUUGUCCCAGGCCACAGAAGCCAGAGAAGGAAGGGCCUGCAGUCCAGCUUCCCAGGCCCUCAGGCCAGAGCUUGCCAUAGGCUCUCUUGAGUUGGAGAGACUUCUAAUCCUAAGGGAUUAAACCAGGAGCCCUGGUGGUGCAACGGUUAAGCACUCGGCUGCUAGCUGAAAGGUUGGCAAGUCAAACCCACCCAGGUUCCUCUGAGGGAGAAAGACCUGGUGAUCUGCUUCCAUAGAGAUUAUCAACAAAAACCAAACCAGUUGCCAUCAAGUGGAUUCUGACUCACAGCGAUUCGAUGAAGAUUACAGCCUAGAAAACUCUACGGGGCAGUUCUGCUCCGUCACAUGGGGUCACUAUCAGUCCAAAUUGACUUUUACAGCACCUAACAACGACAAGGGAUUAAACUAGAAAAGGGUGAUGAGAAGUCACGGCUCCAGCCAACACAUCGGGGUUCUGAGUCUUUCCUUUCUCUACUAGGACAAGCCAGAAGGAGGAGGCAAGAGCCCGUGACCACAGUGGCCCCAGCCAGAGCCCAGGGGGUGUUGGUGGGAAAGGUGGAGGGUCCUCCUUUGGUUUGUCUGACCUUCCUCAGAGGGCUGCCAGAGUCCCAUGGGGACUGAAGGGGGGACUGCUGUGCCACUUGGACUGACCUUGCUGAGGUGAAGCUGCUCCCAUUGCUUCCCGGGCAGCUGGUGGUUUAUAUUCUAGAUCUGAGGAUGGGCUUCAAACUCUGGAAGGACCUUUUGUCAGUGAUGCCAAAGGGGAUGAGUGGAGGACUCAGGCCCAGGCUUUCCAUCCCUCGUACCCCACUGCCUCUUCCCCUGGGGAGAUGAGGAAGGACUAGGACCCACAGAGGAAAGAGCCAAGGCCCUACUUUUUCACGAUCCUUUAUUAAUCAGAACAGGCCUUGCCACAAAAAGCUGGCCCAUUCCCACAAAAAUAUGAUUUUGCAAAGAGGAAAUCUUGCUGGCUUAGAGGGUGCGUGUAGUGGAAAAUUUUUGUAUGGUUCUUUUUUUUUUUUUUCAGUUUUUUUUCUUCAUUUCUCCUCGCUGUAAUUUUUUUUUUUUUGUGACAGUGGGUUUUUGUUGAUUUUUUUUUUUUUAUAAAACACUUGCGCUCAAGGACUCAAUACAAACAGCGGCCACCAAUUCCCCACCCUUGGGGCCCCCUUGGCUUUUUUUGUGUGUGUGGCUGUUUUCCUGUCCCCUCCCUGGCGUCUGGUGCCGGUGGGCAGGUGCGGGGUCCUGGGGCAGGUGGAAUUUGUACAGCAGUUAUGUGCGAAGAUGGUCACAAGAUACCUGAACAAGUUAACGACUACAUCUAGGGCGCCCACAAAGACGACAGAUGAUGGUGAUGAAGGGACCUGGGACACAGUAAAGAAGACAGGAAGGGCCUGGGCAGGCCUCGGCUAUUCCUGGAGGCUGUGUGGGGGAGAGGCAGGUGGGCCUCGCUCUCAGGCUGCGGUUAUAAUACAUUGCUCGCGGGUAGCACCUUCAGAGCCCUCCUGCCUUGACCCCCAGGUCAGAUGACGGUGGCCUCACAACCUCCCCAAUGAGGUAGGUGAAGUAUUAUUACCAUCAUUUUACAGAUAGGGAAACUGAGGCCCAGGGGGUGUGGGUGACUUGCCCAAGGUCCUGGGAUGGCGGCAGGGCUCUUCGGUGCCCCCUCCCCCAAGUUCCCCCAUUUCCUGCUCUCUCUCUUAGCCCUAGACCUUCCCCGCCUCCAUCCCACACCACCCACCUCCUCCUGUGCCAGCUGACCGGGCCUCAGCCCACACUUCACCGCCUCUCCCCCAUGCCCCGAGCUCCAAAAACUUGGAGCCUGGAGAAGUGCGGGGGGGGGAGGCACUAGAGAUGUGCCUGGGAGGGGUCAGAUGGCCAACAGACUCCGCCCAGAGAUGCUCGCUGCAUAUGAUUGGCUAAGCGCUCCGUGGGCGGGGCUCGGGAAAGAGGGUGCAGUUGCCCCGCCCACUCAAUAGGAUUAGGUUCGGUCUCCGAGGGCUCUCAAGCUCAGGGCCGUCAAGAGGGCCUGGGGUGGUCUCUCUCACUCUUCGGUCCCCCGGGGGAUGGAGGGGCGCAGGAAACUGAGGCGGAUCCGAGGGAGGGGUGGAGAAUGACAGCACCCUCUCCUCGACUCACGCAACCUCCGGGGUCGCUGCCUUCCCAUCCCCUCUGGGAGUUGGUCCCCAGCCCUCCGGCUAAGGAGGGCGCGGUUGGGGCGGACCCCAAUUUAAGC
Molecule: messenger RNA, 6272 nt
Organism: Loxodonta africana (African savanna elephant)
Lineage: Eukaryota; Metazoa; Chordata; Mammalia; Proboscidea; Elephantidae
Gene: LRRC10B
Product: leucine rich repeat containing 10B
Exons: 1
Coding region: 1-879 (292 amino acids)
Molecular function (GO): protein binding
Source: RefSeq, a predicted model, not a curated record